UUACUUGGGCUGGGCGUAAAUUCCUUCAACAGUAGGGAGCAUUUCGUAAUUUCACUACCCUAAAAACCCCUCGCUCCAUAAAUCCUUUCCCUCCCUUCCCACGCGCCCGCUUCUCCUACUCCAAAAAUUCGUGAGUAUUACAUCUGCUCAUAGGAUGGGUCCUCCAAUCUUGGCAGUGGAUAGCAAAAGCACACUAGCAAUCUCAUCAGAAGCUUUCAAAGGUAAGAUGCAUGAGCCUCAAAUGGAGGCACCAAAGCCUUUUGCAUCAGUCAACAAGGGCGAGCCAUUCAAUUUCGUCCGUGUUUUAUGUGAGGGUUUUGUGGCAGGUGGUGCUGCUGGUGUUGUAGUAGAAACAGCUCUAUACCCAAUUGACACGAUAAAGACUCGGCUGCAGGCAGCUCGUGGUGGAGGACAAAUUCUUUGGAAGGGCCUGUAUUCUGGACUGGCUGGAAAUCUGGCUGGCGUCUUACCGGCUUCCGCGAUAUUUAUUGGUGUAUAUGAACCUACAAAACAAAAAUUGCUAAAGAUCUUCCCAGAAAACCUUAGUGCUUUCGCUCAUUUGACUGCAGGUGCUAUUGGAGGUGCCGCUUCUUCUCUUGUUCGUGUCCCGACAGAGGUAGUCAAACAAAGGAUGCAGACUGGGCAAUUUGCUUCUGCUCCUAAUGCUGUCCGCCUUAUCAUUGCUGACCAGGGCUUUAAAGGUCUUUAUGCGGGAUAUAAAUCCUUUCUAUUGCGGGAUUUGCCAUUCGAUGCCAUCCAGUUUUGUAUUUACGAGCAACUUCGGAUAGGGUAUAAGCUAGCGGCAAAGAGGGAUUUAAAUGAUCCUGAGAAUGCUAUAAUUGGUGCCUUUGCUGGUGCAAUAACUGGAGCCAUAACUACUCCUCUCGAUGUAAUUAAGACAAGAUUAAUGGUUCAGGGUUCAGCAAACCAGUACAAAGGGAUCAUCGAUUGUGUUCAGACCAUUGUAAAGGAGGAAGGACCUCCUGCCCUCUUAAAGGGCAUAGGGCCAAGAGUACUAUGGAUUGGUAUUGGUGGAUCGAUUUUCUUUGGUGUUCUGGAGAGGACAAAGAUGUUACUUUCACAGAGGCGCAGCAGGGUCCAAAAUUCACAACCUCCUAAACGGGAGUGAUUAUGGCCAUAGUUGUCAAAAUCCUAUGAUUUACGGUUUACAAUUUGAGUUCAAUAUUAAGUAAAACAAUUUAAAUCCCAUCUUGAAUCCCUUCUUAGAUGAAUCUUACGAUUCUAUGAUUUUGGAAGAAAUGAAACAAAUUCCUCUA
Messenger RNA from Magnolia sinica, 1277 nucleotides. Its product is annotated as S-adenosylmethionine carrier 1, chloroplastic/mitochondrial. The transcript is spliced from 13 exons. Bases 155 to 1129 code for a protein of 324 amino acids. Gene Ontology annotation, biological process: transmembrane transport. NCBI's taxonomy places the organism in Eukaryota, Viridiplantae, Streptophyta, Magnoliopsida, Magnoliales, Magnoliaceae. The record is from RefSeq and is a predicted model, not a curated record. Gene Ontology annotation, cellular component: mitochondrial inner membrane. Gene Ontology annotation, molecular function: S-adenosyl-L-methionine transmembrane transporter activity.